Messenger RNA from Armigeres subalbatus, 938 nucleotides. Its product is annotated as mitochondrial thiamine pyrophosphate carrier-like. The record is from RefSeq and is a predicted model, not a curated record. Gene Ontology annotation, biological process: nucleotide transport; transmembrane transport. Lineage: Eukaryota; Metazoa; Arthropoda; Insecta; Diptera; Culicidae. Bases 9 to 938 code for a protein of 309 amino acids. The transcript has a single exon. Gene Ontology annotation, molecular function: transmembrane transporter activity.
AGUAGCCCAUGGACCGUCCCAAAGAAGAUCAAAUCAGGUACGCCGGUCUCGCAGGUGGCAUUACGGGCAGUGUGACGCGUACGUUAUGCCAACCAUUCGAUGUCAUCAAAAUACGUCUCCAACUGCAGGUGGAACCGAUCAAAUCACAAUCCCCAAAGUCCAAAUAUCGUACAAUUUUUCAAACCAUUGGAACCGUUUACCGCGAAGAAAGCAUGCUGGCUUUUUGGAAAGGCCAUAAUGCAGCACAGGUUCUAUCGAUGACGCAGGGAGUGGCGCAGUUUACUUUCUAUGAGCGAUUCAACGGGGUUCUUCGGGGCAUGAGCGCAUUUGAAGGGCGCGAUCGGGCCAGGAUAUUUUUGUGUGGAGCAUGUAGUGGAUCCUUUGCCACUUUUACGGUGAUGCCACUGGAUGUGAUCAAAACGCGUCUGGUAUCGCAGGAUCCAAACGGAGGAUACAGAAAUGCUUUUCACGCAGUGAGCAGCAUUUGUCAAAACGAAGGCCUACCUGGUCUAUAUCGGGGACUGGGUCCGGCUAUAAUGCAGACGGCACCGCUUACUGGAGGUCAAUACAUGUUCUACAAUCUGUUCGGAGAUGUAUUCAAACGAAUAGAAAGUGCUCCCCAGGAUACCCUGCUGGGUCCAACAGAGCUGAUGGUUUGCGGUGCACUGUCCGGGUUGUGCACGAAGCUCAUACUUUACCCGCUGGAUCUGGUUAAGCGUAGACUACAAAUUCAAGGCUUUUCGGAAGGAAGACGAACAUACGGAAAGCACUUUGUAUGUAAGCAUUUACUCCAGUGCAUGUAUCGGGUCGUUCGCAAGGAAGGCUUCCUAGGGCUCUACAAAGGUUUGAGCUCGUCUCUGUUGAAGGCUGCCGUGACGUCUGCUAUAUUUUUCACCCUCUAUGAUAAGUUGCUAUAUUCGUUGAAUAAACACUUGUGA